UUGAGUAAUGCAUCGAAUAAUAAAUAAAAUAUUUGAUUCAAAUUAAAGGAAAUGGCAACAGUGAACAAACUUCUUCCGACUGCACACGAGUUCUAUGCAGAGUUACAGGAUAGGACUGACUUUGCUGAGGCGCAGCGUCAUAAGAGAUUCUUGGCGGUUUUGCUGCUGCAGCGGAUGGCUCGUGGCCACUUGAUAAGGAAGCACGUGGCUUGGCUGUCGAAGAACGCUACGACGAUACAGUGUGCGUUCAGGGUGCAUAGAGCUAGGAAGGCGUACCGCGCAGCGUUGAGGCGAGCGGUUCGGAAUAAGCACGCUCGACAUUACGCUCGGGCUGCUAGAAUAAUACAGGCACUAUGGCGUGGGCAUUAUUCGAGAAGAACGAAAUUCUGUUACCGCUCCUACCGAAAGUGGCUGGCAACUGUCACCGAACGCGGAGAAAGAAGAGCGGCAGAAGCUGCAGAAUUCGGCAUCAGGAGCCGAGCAGAUGACCUCCGAAUCCUAGAAGAGGAAGCCAGGCAUUGGCUAGCAUUCGUCGUCUUCAAAUUACACCACUUAUUGAGAACCUACGUCUGUGCCGGCGUAUACUCCGAACCAGCUUCCACAGAGCUAUCCGAAUUCGAAAAGCUUCUAAAAUCCAUCCAUUACACCGAGUACAUGAAGCGCUUGAAAAGAAAAUACGACGAGUUUGUCAGGAAACAUCGCCCACGGUUCUCCAACAAGAGACUUUUCCCAAUAAUUGGUGAUGGAGCGGAUUACUGGUACAUGUCGUUAGCUGAGAUGUAUGAGCUGACUACUCCAGUGCAGAAAAAGAUGGAUACGAGGCACAAAGCAACGCACCAUGGUCAGAUACAUAAAGAACCGUUUUUAUGGAAAAUGGUUAGGCCUCCGUGCCCUAGCGAAGGUAGAGGGCCGUUCACACCCCCAAGGUCACCAGUGUCCAGGACUCCACCUACCCCUGCCCCCACUCCGACGGCUGGGGGAGAUGCUUUGCACACAGAUCCUCGAUUCCACCUCUACGUCAAACAUUACACGCCGCAACCAGCGCUUUUCGAUUAUGUUGAUUUUCAUAUAAACGUCCUUCUCAGAAGGAAGUGCUCGGUUGAAAAUAUAGACAAGGAAUAAUUUUAUCAGAUUUUAUUUUCAAUAUUUGAAAUAGCGGUGGUUUGUUUGAAAACACUUGGUCCCAACAUUGACGUGUAUUAUUUCUCCUUUUAUUUUUCUUGCUCGGAAAUCCGUAAUCAGGCUGCUAAGUUUGGAAGGGUCGUCCGGAUGUUGCGAGCCGCGAGCCUUUUGUUGUUUCGCUUUUGUUGUUGUGAAUUUUACACUUGUAAUUUAUUUCAGGAAACGCCUUGGUGAGAAAGAAAUUACGUUAAACUCUCCAAGGAAAAUGUGUUUUGUAAAUUAACAUUUCGCCUCUGUGGGUUUAAAGGUCGGCGUGUUUUUAUUUAUUGUCCAAAAUUAUAAGUGGAUCGCCCUUAAUAUUUAUUACUCUUAAUGGUUAUCCAGUUCACAUUGUGUCAGGAUAUUCCAGUUGAUUUGAAUAUUAUUUAACUCGAGGGCUUUGGAACAAGAGAUGCGGGAAUUAAAAUUAAUACACUGCUUCUUCUGUUAUUAACGGCGUGUUAUAUAAGCGGAAUGUGCGCGUUAAUUUAAGCAGAUAAUAUGUCUAAUAUUCCAACGUAAGUCUUCCAACUCAUUUGUCUGACAAUACCCGUUUGACUCGGCAAAUUUAUUAGGGUCAGAAUAAUGCAGGUUGCGGGUACCAGAACUCCUUAUUGCAGCCCGUCUUAGCCGGGUACCCAUUUGUUAGACGUAUAAUGGUUGACCCACUUUACUUAUGUGCUACCAAGCUGCUUGAAUGGGGUGUGAUUUUCGCAUCGCAAAGCCACAGAGAGACAAUUACUCGUAUGUGAACCCGCCGUGUUCUUGACAAUAACCUUAUUGAACCGAUCUAAAUGUAACGUAAUUUGAAACGGCCUUUGUUGUAUUAAGGUUGUAUAAUGAUUCGAUAAUCAAACUGUUUGAUAUUGAUUUUGUUUGGUACCUAUUUGUAUAGUUAUAAUUUGAUUGUGUAGACGUGUCCCUUUGUUUGAGGCAAAUUAGUAAAUUGUACAUAUUAUACUAUGGCUUUAUGUUUACAUGAUCGGAGUAUAAUGACUUGAUUGAAUGUUCAAAUAGGUCAUAUUAUUGUGUUUCUGGGAACUAGGUACAUAUUAUUACAAGAAACAUUCCAUUUGUUAUGUCUUGAAGUGUUUUUAUUGAGUCUCUAUUUUAAUCUGAAUUGCAAAUUAAUUUAAAGUACUGAACUUUAUUCUGCAUUUGAAAUAUGUACCAAUAAAAUAUGUCUAACGUGAAAUCUGAUACUCUUUAGAAAACCAUAAAAAUUUGAUAACGUCCGUACCAACUAUUGAAAACCGUUCAAGGAAAACCUCGAAAAAGCGGUCGGAAAGUGCCCUUCUCACCUUAUCUUAUCUGGUCCCUAAAUCAAGUUCAAUACCUGUCAUUCCGACGUAUUUAUAGUGAGUUUACCUUUAUUUUGCCUUCGGUUUGAGAAGUUCUCGCGAGCUGUCAGCCCGCUGCUGGGGUGUUUGAUACAUGAAUAAUGUAUGGGCUAAAUUUGCAAGUGUUUCAAUUUACACCCGCCGACACUCCGUACGCACAAGUAGUUGAGAAAAAAAGGAAACAACAGGGGAUGGGGGGGUAUUCUGGUGGCUAAUGACUUGGAAGCGGGUAGAAGUUUGGGAAGAAAUUAAAGACAUUCUGAAUAUCUAUGUACUACAAGGUU
This is a messenger RNA of Ostrinia nubilalis (European corn borer), 2785 nucleotides long. Its product is annotated as spermatogenesis-associated protein 17. The transcript has 2 exons. Gene Ontology annotation, molecular function: protein binding. Bases 52 to 1122 code for a protein of 356 amino acids. Lineage: Eukaryota; Metazoa; Arthropoda; Insecta; Lepidoptera; Crambidae. The record is from RefSeq and is a predicted model, not a curated record.